AUGGCUAUUGAUGUGGUGAUUCUUGCUUGCUUGCCUCUAUCAGAUCUUUGGAAAGCUGUUGGUCAAUGGGUUUUCUUCCAAGUUGACAAAGCAAUUGUCGUCAUAUUUUUUGCAGACUUAAUAUCUCGCCGCCACAAAUUAUUACAAGUUUUACAGACCAUUAAAGAAAGGACAACUUUAUACCGUCAAAAAUUUCAAAUGUUCUUUUAUAAAAUAACUUGUCUCUUUGAGACAUUUAGACCAUUACAGAUUGCUGUAUUAAGUUAUAUAAAGUCAAUAUUAAGUAUCUAUAUAAUUCCAGUCGUACGAAGUUGGGGACAUCUCACUUAUACGACAUCCGGUGGAUCAGCACAACACCGAGAUGAAGGACGACUAAGCGUCAAAAAAAGAAGUUGGCGCAAUGCCUUGAAACCCUCGGCCUCGUACUCAGAAUCCUGGAAACCACCAGAGCUCAGUCAGGGUCCCGAAGGUCUGUCUACGUUUACGCCAGCGGUCCAGCGGGCGAGUUCAUUAGAGUACGCGAGUACUUUGGUGAACUCCUUAAUCGCAGAUUUUAAAGCACAAGAACAAGAUGUAGAGCACCGAUGGACUUUCCCUGGAUAG
Molecule: messenger RNA, 603 nt
Organism: Phycomyces blakesleeanus NRRL 1555(-)
Lineage: Eukaryota; Fungi; Mucoromycota; Mucoromycetes; Mucorales; Phycomycetaceae
Exons: 9
Coding region: 1-603 (200 amino acids)
Source: RefSeq, a predicted model, not a curated record